GCUCAUUUCCGCAGCGUGACCUUCACCUUAGUACGGUAUUUUCAUUUGAAAGCUCUCAUCUGUCUCACUGAUUGAAUGACCGAACUAGAGAAAUAGGGGGAAGAAAUUUCACGGUUCUCUCCUUUCCAAGAUCUUGGACUAGAAGAAAUUCUCACAGACUGUAAGAUUUUCUUUUGCGUUUGCACUUUGUUUGAUUCGCGUCUUUCUUGCUGCUAUCAGUUUAGGGGGAGGGGAGUUCGUGAAAGAGAUGGCUCGGGAGGUGGAGGACGCCAUGGAAGUCCGGUAACGGUAACGUGCGUCGGAAAAGGCGCAUUAAUGCACACAUUAAGGAAUGCGCAUUCGCAAGUGCCUAGCCGACUCUGAAAUGAGGCAGAACAAGGGAUCAGCAAAGAAACGGAAAGAGAUGAGUGGUGAAGACAUCAACAUAGAAGAUCCGUAUCUCACAUCUGAGAUAACAAUUUGCAACAGAAUGAUGCUAUAUCACCGAGAACAACGACCAACUCACUACACGCUUCAAAUAAAGUCAUACUCAGCACUAGCUUCUAGUAAGAUAGAACGCUAUGAGUCUUCUGUAUUUGAAGCUGGUGAUUACAAGUGGAGGUUGAUUUUGUAUCUUCAUGGAAAUAGUGAAGUCAACAAGGAUGGUCAUAUCUCUCUGUACUUAGGGAUUCCAGAAGCACAAAUUGCUGAACUCCCAUUUGGUUGGGAAGUUUGGGCUCAUUUUAAAUUUUUGGUUCUUGAUCAGAUAAAUGACAAGUAUCUGGUCAUUCAAGGUAUUGCAUUUUUGUUGUCGUAGGUUCAAAGUGGUUCAUGGAGUACGAUUACUGGGGAUUAAGUCACUUCAUGUCGUUAGAGGAUCUUAAAGAUCCAACAAAGGGCUACUAUGUGAAUGAUACUGUCAUUGUUGAGUGCCAGAUUUCAUUCAUUAGUGUAUCCGAAGUUCUUGAUGAAUGAGAAAUGAUAAGUCUGAUUGCUGAUUAGCUCGUAUUUCUGUGUUUGUGUUUGGACCUGGGAGCUACUUGGAACUCAAAUUUUUUUGUUGUACAGGAUGUUUAAAAGCUCCAUUAUGUCUGUUAUAGAAGUCUUCACCAUUUAAGUGACAUUUUGUUGCCGAAGAGGUUGAGUGGAUGAAGCUGGUGUAUGCCGUAGAUCUCUCAUUGAUAAGAUAGCUGAAGACUUGUAAUUAUGUUUUGUGUAUUUUGUGUGUACAUUUAAGCACUUGGAUGGGUAAUAUAUUUGGUAAAAACUGCUUGGAGCUGAUAGUCAAGGACUAACUAUUUGCUAGAUUAGCUCAUGUUAAUGUCUAUGAUUACUUUUGUGCCUAUAAUCAUCCACCCUUGUUACGAGCCA
Messenger RNA from Prosopis cineraria, 1350 nucleotides. Its product is annotated as ubiquitin C-terminal hydrolase 13-like. The coding region runs from base 332 to 796 and encodes 154 amino acids. Gene Ontology annotation, molecular function: protein binding. The transcript is spliced from 5 exons. The record is from RefSeq and is a predicted model, not a curated record. NCBI's taxonomy places the organism in Eukaryota, Viridiplantae, Streptophyta, Magnoliopsida, Fabales, Fabaceae.